Molecule: messenger RNA, 1939 nt
Organism: Carcharodon carcharias (great white shark)
Lineage: Eukaryota; Metazoa; Chordata; Chondrichthyes; Lamniformes; Lamnidae
Gene: pomk
Product: protein O-mannose kinase
Exons: 3
Coding region: 456-1529 (357 amino acids)
Biological process (GO): protein phosphorylation; carbohydrate phosphorylation; protein O-linked glycosylation
Cellular component (GO): endoplasmic reticulum membrane
Molecular function (GO): protein tyrosine kinase activity; ATP binding; carbohydrate kinase activity
Source: RefSeq, a predicted model, not a curated record
GGGCGAGCCUGAGCCGGCCGAGGUUUCGAGGCCGCUUGGGCUGCGGGGGAGGUUCGAUUCGGCCCCGGGUUCAUCUCAUGCGGCCGAAAAAAGACCGAGAUUUAACGUCAGAGUCUUCAAGCCAACAAAAGACCGAGCGAGCGAGCGGUGGACCCAAACCGGCUUGCCAACCCCUCCCGGAAUUAAAGGGGAAUCUCCUGGAUAUUAACGAGAUAGGGAGGAAUUAACAAAAAUCGUUUUGCUUUCAUUUUAUUUGUACACGUUUGUUUAUUAGUUAUAAAGGUGUAGGGAAAAAAAUACAGUUUUGUGGGGGUAGAGCAUUUAGCGUUUAGAGGUCUUGCAAUGAAACCUCCAGUAUUAUGUGCAAUCAGGGUUGGCAACUGUACCUCAAUCCCAUGCAAAUUCCUCAAUGAAUCUUUAUCCCCGAGGAGGCCAGGUAGCCAAGUGUUUUGAAGAUGCAAGGGACAACGCCUGGUAACCACGGCCCUCCGAUGCUGCAAAGGGUGACCCUGGGCCUUGUAUCCCUUGUUGCUGCCCUCCUUACAGUCACCACGUUCUUCAGGAUGGAACAUCUUCACCACUUGCUUUUGUUGAAGGGACCUGAAAACAACAGUUCAGACUCAUGCCCGUAUGGCCACUUCCGGCUGGCAGGAAUGAAGGAUUGUCUCUCCUGGCUGUCCUGUGAAAUGAUACAGAGUGAGGUUACUGUGAUGAAGCUGAUGGGACAAGGUGCUGUCAAAAAGGUAUUCCUCGCACACUGGAGAGGAAACAAAGUGGCUCUCUCUCGUCUUGCCCUCUCCGAAUUCAGCAACGACUUCUUUCAUGGAUUAGAGAUGCUGAAAGGCUUACAGUGUGUGUACGUGGUUAAACUGCUAGGAUACUGCGAGGAAGAUCACACUAUUCUCACAGAGUAUCAUCCUUUUGGAUCGUUAAUCAACAUUAAUUCCAUUUUGGAGCAAGAGGAUCAACGCGCCUUUAAUACUUGGGAAGUUCGAUUUCGUUUGGCGGUUGAAUAUGUGAUGUUCCUGCAUUUUUUACACAACAGCCCUUUGGGCCCCCGGGUAAUGUGUGAUUCCAAUGACCUUGGGAAGACCUUGUCCCAGUAUUUGUUAACUACAGACCUGCAUGUGAUAGCUAACGAUUUGGAUGCUUUGCCCCUGGUCAAUCGGAGCACUGGUGCUUCAGUGAAAUGUGGUGCCCGACAGUUGCAGGGUGACUUUGUGGCCCCAGAGCAGCUUUGGCCAUUUGGUGAUGACCUUGCAUUUUCUGAUGACCUCAUGCCUCCAUACGACGAGAAAACGGACAUAUGGAAGAUUCCAGAUGUUACAGAUUUCCUGCUGGGGCAGGUCGAAGGAAGUGAUGUUCUCAGGCUCCAUUUGUUUCAGUUGCAUCAAGACUGUAAGAGAAAUAUGCCAGAGCAAAGACCCUCAGCGCUGAGGGUUGUACAGACUUAUAAAGCUAUUUACACUUCACUGACACAGGAAUCUGAACUAUCUGGUACUUACAGCAGGACAUUACAUGAUUUAUAAUUAAUGGCACGAUUCUGUUCUUAUAGGGUAGAGGUAUUUGAUAGAAGUAUUCAAGGUCAUGAGGGGUCUGGACAGAGUAGGUAGGGAGAAACUGUUCCCACUCCUGAAAGGAUUGAGAACAUGAAGACAUAGAUUUAACACAAUUGGUGAAAGCAAUGGCGACAUGAGGAAACGCUUUUUCAUGCAGCAAGUGGUGAAGGUCUGGAAUGCACUGCCUGACAAUGUGGCAGAGACAGCUUCAAUCGAGGCACUCAAAAGGGAAUUAGACUGUUAUUUGAAAAGGAAGAAUGUGCAGGGUCUGGGGGAGAAGGCGAGGGAAUGGCACGAGAUGAUUUGCUCAUUCGGUGAGCUGGUGCUUGCCUGGGCCAAUGGGCCGCCUUCUGUGUUGUAACAAUCCUGUGAUUCUUUGA